Molecule: messenger RNA, 3313 nt
Organism: Salvia miltiorrhiza (redroot sage)
Lineage: Eukaryota; Viridiplantae; Streptophyta; Magnoliopsida; Lamiales; Lamiaceae
Product: ATPase 8, plasma membrane-type-like
Exons: 12
Coding region: 244-2856 (870 amino acids)
Biological process (GO): regulation of intracellular pH; proton export across plasma membrane
Cellular component (GO): plasma membrane
Molecular function (GO): ATP hydrolysis activity; ATP binding; P-type proton-exporting transporter activity
Source: RefSeq, a predicted model, not a curated record
UGGCACCUCACACCGGAGCUAGGGUCUCCCUCUCAUCUAAAUUUUCUUCCUCUUUUUUGAGGUUAUAUUUUGCAAGGGAGGCCGAGUCGACAUAUAUAUCAUUAAUUGUUUCGUGUGAUCACAACGUUAAUUUUUUUGCAGGGAGGAAAAGAGACAAGAGUUUUGAAUACUCUCUAUCUUUCUUCCCGAAUUGGUGGUCGAAUAAUCCACAAAAUAUUAAUUAAUUAAAUAUCUGGAAUAUCCAUGGACGCCAUCAAGAUUCAAGAUGUCGACCUCGUAAACAUCCCUGUCGAUGAAGUUUUUGCGCAUCUGAAAUGCUCGAGGGAGGGUUUAACAACGGCGGAAGCAGCAAAGAGGCUUGAAGCUUUUGGCGCCAAUAAACUUGAGGAGAAGAGUGAAAGCAAACUUCUCAAGUUUUUGGGAUUUAUGUGGAAUCCUCUUUCAUGGGUUAUGGAAUGUGCUGCUAUAAUGGCCAUUAUGUUGGCAAAUGGAGGGGGCAAACCUCCGGACUGGCCGGAUUUCGUUGGUAUCACGGUGCUGCUAAUUAUCAACUCCACCAUUAGUUUCAUCGAAGAAAAUAAUGCCGGAAACGCCGCGGCCGCCCUCAUGGCCGGCCUUGCUCCCAAAACUAAGGUUUUAAGAGAUGGAAAGUGGAGUGAGGAGGAGGCAUCCAUUCUAGUUCCCGGAGACAUGAUCAACGUGAAGCUCGGCGACAUCAUCCCGGCCGAUGCCCGUCUCUUGGAAGGCGACCCUCUCAAGAUUGAUCAGUCGGCUCUCACGGGUGAGUCCUUGCCGGUGACCAAGAACCCCGGCGAUCAUGUCUACUCCGGCUCCACCUGCAAGCAAGGCGAAAUCGAGGCUGUGGUCAUCGCCACCGGCAUCAACAGCUUCUUCGGAAAGGCCGCGCAUCUCGUUGAUAACACCAACAAUGUGGGGCAUUUCCAACAGGUGUUGACUGCAAUUGGGAACUUCUGCAUCUGCUCGAUUGGUGUGGGAAUGUUGAUCGAGAUCAUAGUGAUGUACCCUAUUCAAAAGAGGGCGUACAGGCAGGGAAUUGACAAUCUGUUGGUGCUGCUGAUCGGCGGGAUUCCCAUCGCCAUGCCGACGGUUUUGUCGGUGACGAUGGCGAUCGGGUCCCACCGGCUGUCUCAGCAGGGGGCCAUCACGAAGAGGAUGACCGCGAUCGAGGAGAUGGCCGGGAUGGACGUGCUCUGCAGCGACAAAACGGGAACUCUCACUCUCAACAAGCUCACUGUCGAUAAAUCUCUAAUCGAGGUCUUUCCACCCGACUUGGAUGCCGAGGGCCUCCUCUUGGCCGCUGCUCGAGCCUCGAGACUCGAGAAUCAGGACGCCAUUGAUGCUUCCAUUGUUAACAUGCUCAAAGAUCCCAUAGAGGCGAGGGCGGGAAUUACGGAGGUGCAUUUCUUGCCCUUCAACCCCGUGGAGAAGCGGACUGCAAUCACCUAUUACGACUCUCAUGGAAACUGGCACCGUUGCAGCAAAGGUGCUCCUGAGCAAAUUAUUGAACUAUGUGGACUGAGCGGGGAAGAGUUAAAGAAAGCUCAAAUGAUCAUCGAGAAUUUCGCAAAUCGUGGUCUUCGCGCUCUUGGCGUUGCACGACAGACUGUGCCGGAGAAGACGAAGGAGGGCGACGGUGGAGCUUGGGAGUUUGUAGGGUUGUUGCCAUUGUUCGACCCUCCAAGGCAUGAUAGUGCCGAGACAAUCAAAAGAGCUCUUCAACUCGGCGUGAAUGUGAAGAUGAUCACCGGCGAUCAGCUAGCCAUCGGCAAGGAGACGGGCCGUCGCCUCGGCAUGGGCACCAACAUGUAUCCAUCUUCUUCUCUACUUGGCCAGAGCCAGGAUGAUUCAAUGUCCGUCGAUGAGCUCAUCGAGAAGGCAGACGGCUUCGCCGGGGUCUUCCCCGAGCACAAGUACGAGAUCGUGAAGAGGCUGCAGGAGAGGCAGCACAUCUGCGGCAUGACCGGCGACGGCGUGAACGACGCGCCGGCGCUGAAGAAGGCGGACAUAGGCAUCGCCGUGGCAGACGCGACGGACGCCGCCCGGGGCGCAUCCGACAUCGUCCUGACGGAGCCCGGGCUGAGCGUGAUCGUGAGCGCGGUGCUGACGAGCCGCGCCAUCUUCCAGAGGAUGAAGAACUACACCAUCUACGCCGUGUCCAUCACCAUCCGCAUCGUGCUCGGGUUCAUGCUCAUCGCCCUCAUCUGGAAAUUCGACUUCUCCCCCUUCAUGGUCCUCAUCAUCGCGCUCCUCAACGACGGCACCAUCAUGACCAUCUCCAAGGACAGAGUGAGGCCCUCGCCCGUCCCCGACUCGUGGAAGCUCAACGAGAUCUUCGCCACCGGCGUCGUCCUUGGAACUUACAUGGCCGCCAUGACCGUCGUCUUCUUCUACCUCGCGGCUUACACCGACUUCUUCUCGGAUACUUUCAAUGUUAGGUCGAUCAGAGGGAGCACAGAUGAGCUCACUGCUGCGCUCUACUUGCAAGUCAGUAUCAUCAGCCAAGCGCUCAUCUUCGUCACCAGAUCACGAAGCUGGUCCUUUGUGGAACGGCCGGGCGUCAUGCUCAUGAGUGCCUUCGUCAUAGCUCAGUUGUUGGCUACGGUGUUGGCCGUAUAUGCAAACUGGGGGUUUGCAAGGAUGCAAGCCAUCGGAUGGGGAUGGGCUGGAGCUAUUUGGGCCUACAGCAUUGUCACCUAUUUCCCACUUGAUAUACUCAAAUUCAUGAUACGAUUUGCAUUCAACGACGACAAGACUGCAACCAAGAAGAACUAUGGCGAUCACGACAAGGAUGCGCGAACCUCCCUUACCGAUCGCCUCUCGGCUUCUGACUUCUGACGAAUGUGCGGACAUCAAAUACAACGAGAUACUCUAAAAUCAUGAGAUCAAAUUGCAAGUUUGAGGGGUUGCACACUCGUCUAUCCAGAUUCCAACAACACUACAUGAAUUUUUUCCUAAGAGAGAGAAGCGUCAAUAUAUAUUGGGGGAUGGAGCUUAAUUUUGAACAAGAAAAUCGACAAUGAUGCGAUGGAGUGGACUAUUGUCCGAAUUGGAUAUUCACUACUAAAAAAGAAAUCAUAGUUUUCAAUAAAAAUGAAAUUUAAGUUUUGAAUGUCAAUCAAUGGUUGUAGUUUGGAGGAAAAAGGUGUUUUUUGAACAUUAAUUUUUAUUAGGGAAACUACUUGUACAUAAGUUUUCUCCAUCAUAGACUUGUUUGUCUACGAGCUUUAAGUUUUGUCAUGAAUAUUUUUCUCUCCAAUGUUUAUAAAGGGUAGCAAUUUCAUUUCUUGCCUCA